AAAGUAAGGUAGGGUAUAUGUGUAUACAGAAUAUAAAUAUAUAGAAUAUAUAUAAGAAAUGUAAGAUAUGUAAAUCUGUAAAUCUGUAUUAUACAGAACUACAUAAAGUGUAUAGUGUGCAAUCAUGUGCAAGGUGCAGACAGCAGCAGUACGGGGUGGACAUUCAGUGAAAUAAGGUGAUGAGAUGAUGAGAAGCAGUGGUAUUGUCCAUCUUAAAGUGGUGAUGUGCACAAGUCCUCUUUGUGUAUAAAUGGGACCAGAAUAUCCCAUAUAUGUGCCAUAUAUGUUUAUGUUUUAUGUUUUGUGUAUUGUGUGUCAUGGUCCUGUGAUGUGCAAAUGUGCAAGUGUAUGUUACGGUUUGGUGUUUUCCAACACGUGUGUAGGAAGCAUAGCAAGUCCAAUCAGUUGAGUCCUAUGUGGAGUUCUGGUUGAGAGACCGUUUAGCCUGCACGAAGAAGCUUCUCCUCAGUCUCUCUGUGUUGGCCUUCAGGGAGCGGAAGUGCUUCCCUGACCUCAACUGGGAGAAAAGUCCAUUGUUGGGGUGACUGAUGUCCUUCAUGAUCUUCCUGGCCUUGGUCCAGCACCGCUUGUUGUAGAUUGAGUGCAGGUCAGGGAGCUUGGUACGGAUGAUGCGCUCAGCUGAUCGCACCACCCUCUGAAGAGUUCGUCUGUCCUGCAUGGUGCUGUUCCUGAACCAGGUUGUGAUGUUUCCCGUCAGGAUGCUUUCAAUGGUGCAGGAGUAAAAGUUCCUAAGCACCUUAGUGGGCAGUCUAAAGUCUCUCAAGUGUCUGAGGUGGAAGAGACGCUGCCAGGCCUUCUUCACCACGGUGCCAGGAUCCACAUGUGACAGGACCAUGACAGGUCCUGCGUGAUGUGAACACAGAGGUAUCUGAAGCUGUCCACUCUCUCCACUGGGCUCUCGUUGAUCACAGGGAUCUGGUAGUUCCUCUCCUGCUUUCUGCUGAAGUCCACUAUCAGCUCCAUAGUCUUGCUGAUGUUAAGGUGGAGGUUGUUCCUCUGGCACCAGUUCUCCAGAGUCCUAAUCUCCUCCAGGUAGGCCGUCUCAUUGUUGUCGGAGAUCAAUCCAACCGCAACGGUGUCGGCAGCAAACUUGAUGAUGUUGGUGGAGUUGGUAGUGGCCAUGCAGUCAUAUGUGUACAAUGAGUACAACAGGGGGCUCAGAACACAACCCUGGGGGGGUCCAGUGCUGAGUGAGUGUGAGUGAGGCUGAGACAUGUCUGCCCAUCCUUUCUGCCUGUGGUCUGCCAGUUAGGAAAUUGGAGAUCCACUGACACAGAGAUGGGCUGAGUCCCAGGUGCUCCAGCUUGGUGGUGAGUGUGGAGGGGAUUAUAGUGUUAAACGCUGAACUGUAGUCAACAAACAGCAUUCUAACAUAAUUCCCCUUUCUAGUGUCCAGGUGAGUGAUGUGUGAAGGAGGUGGGAAAUGGCAUCAUCGGUUGAGCGGUUUGGGCAGUAGGCAACCUGUAGUGGAUCCAAUGUGCCUGGUAGUAAAGUGAUGAUGAAGUCUCUGACCAGCCUCUCAAAGCACUUCAUCACUACUGGGGUCAGAGCUACAGGGCGAUAGUCAUUGAGGGAAGCAGGAUGGGGUUUCUUCGGGACAGGAACAAUGAUGGACUCUUUGAAGCAUGUGGGGAUUGCCGAUUGAGUUAUAAUAUUUUCUCUGGUAUAUUGUUUAUUUUGAUGUCUAAGCUAACUUCUUGUAUUAAUAUUGUAUAUAUGUAUUGUAUUGAUCAAACCAACAUGGGUGAACAAUGUGAUGGCAUAAACCAAGGCAGCUAACACUAAUAUUUUACGAUCUACUGGCUCCAGUUUUCACAAUAUGGUGACUCCCAAAUGAGGCUUUGAAACUGAACAAUGCGAGUAAAUGAGGCCAUCUUGUCCCCUCAUACAGUCACUGGGUCUAGUCAGUGUGCCACUAUUAACUAUAACUUGUGCUAUUUUAGAUAUCAUAGAAAAGUUGGGCUACCAUGUUAAAUAGAUAUUAAGUUAUUAAAGAAUAUUACCCAAAUGAAACAUGUACAUCUCUAUGGUCAGUGAGAGUGUUAAAAAUAUAUGUCCUGUGUGAAAAUAUUUUCUUAACAUUGCAGAAAGAUGAUUUAUAUGAUGUAUAAGAUGACUUAUAGCCUAAUUUAAACCAACAUACAGUUGUGCUCAAAAGAUUGUAUACCUUGGGAGAAUUUGCAAGAUGUGUACCAUUUUUUAAAGAAGACAUGAGUGAGAAGUUAAAACAAAUUUAUCUUAUUUCUCAUAGGACUCAAGUUCAUAUGUAAGGCUUAACAGAAUGGCACAACCAUCAAACAAAACAUGGCAAUAAAAAAAGAGGAAAUAAUCCCUGUUUAAAAGUUUGCAUACUUUUAGUUCUUAAUAUUGUGUAUUGCUCCCUUUAGCAUCAAUCAUGGCAUGCAGUCUUUUGUAAUCAUUGUGCUUAGUUCUUUCAGGUGGAAUAGCUGCCCAUCCUUUUUGGCAAAAUGCCUCCAGUUCCUGUAAAACAUUUUUGGUUGACUUGCACAAACUGCACGUUUGAGAUCUCCCCAAAGUGGCUCAAUAAUAUUGAGACAGGUAACAUGGCUGAGAAACCUAAGGAUCACCAUGACCAAUCUCAGAUGCAUCAGUCAAAGUCAAAUAAUACUGCAGGAAAAGACACACAGCCCAGUGAAAAUACAGCAGAACAAACAAAGCCAGAGCAUGUAUUGCCAGGGAACAAGUACUUCAUUCUUCAAACUGGAGUAACUUUGAACUGUCAUGUGAACUUCAUAGUUCUGCUUAAACAGAAAAUACGCUCGUUGCAGAAGGUGAAUACGGUGGAUGAGUGUGAUUUCAUUCUGGCUUUCUGCCCUGUUGCUACACGAGCUGGAACUGACAUUGAAGGAGCAGAGAAAAAGCUUCAUGCUACUUCAGCCACAAAACCUGCUGUUCUGGUGGUGCUCCAUCGCACAUUUGAUCCAGAGUGUGUUGUACCAAACAGCUGUAGCAUUGUUAAAAGAGCAAAUACAAUAACAGUUGACUGUCUGUUCCAUGAAGAUCAGGGAUUACUGCAAUGCCGGAAAAAUUCUGAUGCAAUUGAACAUGUUCACAAGCAGAUAAAACCAAAGGUACAGAUAUUAUCCUUGGCCUUUGGAGCAAAUUUUAACAGAAAACUUGAAGAACCAUUUAGCACACAAAAACUAAGUGGAAACCAGAAACCUCAGAACCCACCUGAAUAUUCAGAAGCUGUUGAUAAAACAUUACAGGAAAAUAAAGAACUGGAAGAUUUUAAAAAGGAAAUAGCUGAAAUGAAAUUACCUAAAAAUAAUGAAUUAAUUAUUGCAACAGAACUGAGAUUGAUGCUGCUGGGGGGAGAGGAAUCUGAAAAGACUGCAGCAAAAAACAUUAUCCUUGGCAGAGAGGAAAUGAACCAGGCUGCAGCAUCUACAACUACAGCGACCCAGCUAAUAGCCGGGACGAAGGUGUUGGUGGUGGACACUCCUGACUUGUUCUCUCCUAUUAAUUCUCUAGAGGAACUGAGCCACACUGUGGAAUCACAAGCCUUUCUCCUGGUCAUACCUGUAAAGUAUUCAGAAGAUAAAGUGCUCAGUGAAGAUGAAACACAAAAGACACUCAUGAAGUUGGAGGAGAUUUUUGGAACGAGAUGUUGGAGAAACACCAUGAUCCUUUUCACUGUUUCUGAUGAGCUUCAGAAGAAGAAGAUUGAGGGGUUUAUCCAAUCAGAAGACCAGGAGGUCCAGAGACUCCUAGAGAAAUGUGGGAACAGGUUUCACUGUCUCAACAUUAACGAGAGUGGAGAUGGUUCUCAAGUCUCAGAACUGCUGGAGAAGAUCGACAAAAUGGUGGAAGGAAAUAGAAAUGGAUCUCAGAUUAAUCGGAUUAUUAGAAAUAUGGAGAUGGAAAGACAUGCUAAAGAUGUCUGGAUUAGAAAAAUGCAAUCUCAAAUACAGAAAGUUCUAGGGAAGUAUGAGCAGAUUGAUAAGGAAUAUGAAAAUGACCUCAAAAAUCUAGACACAGAUGAAGCUUAUGACAAAAAACAACAAAGAUCUCUAAGAGAAAUUGUUAGCCACCUGAAAAAUCAAAAUAAGUUGAAAAAAGAGAUUGCUGAGCAAAUGAAGAUGAUAUAUGACAGAAUUACAGAGCAGGAACAAAACAAACAGUUUAUCAAGGCCAUUUUGUCAGAAAACCAGCAAACUAUAUGGCUUUCACUGCCAGAUGGACAGACCAAAACUCUUGAAAAAUACAAUGAGCUUCGCCAGCUAGAAGAAAAGUUCUUAGAAAUGUUGGGGAAACUCGCAGCAUGAUGAAUGUAACUGUUACCGGAAGGGGUCUGAUAGCAGAACAGAUAUCAGUAAUAUAUGCAGAAGGCAGCAUGAUGGCCCUGAAGGUAGCACUGAUGCCUCAUAGCCCCAGGUUCCUGAGUUCUUGAGUUACUUGCUGUGUGGAGUUUAACUUGUAACUUGUUUUAACUUGUAACUUUAACAAAUCUUAUAUCAAAACAUCAAAAUAUUUGUAAUAUUACUUGUAAUAUUGUAAAAUUCAAAUAAAAUACAGCCAAAAUGACUAAAGAAAACUUG
Messenger RNA from Hemibagrus wyckioides, 4583 nucleotides. RefSeq names its product girdin-like. The transcript has 9 exons. NCBI's taxonomy places the organism in Eukaryota, Metazoa, Chordata, Actinopteri, Siluriformes, Bagridae. Bases 2490 to 4310 code for a protein of 606 amino acids. Gene Ontology annotation, molecular function: GTP binding. The record is from RefSeq and is a predicted model, not a curated record.